This is a messenger RNA of Sitophilus oryzae (rice weevil), 2104 nucleotides long. RefSeq names its product zinc finger protein OZF-like. Gene Ontology annotation, molecular function: RNA polymerase II cis-regulatory region sequence-specific DNA binding; DNA-binding transcription activator activity, RNA polymerase II-specific. The transcript has 2 exons. The record is from RefSeq and is a predicted model, not a curated record. Gene Ontology annotation, cellular component: nucleus. Lineage: Eukaryota; Metazoa; Arthropoda; Insecta; Coleoptera; Curculionidae. Bases 1 to 1308 code for a protein of 435 amino acids. Gene Ontology annotation, biological process: regulation of transcription by RNA polymerase II.
AUGAUAUCGCAGAUGCGCGGUAUUAUCCCACUUUCCCUAUCGGCAAAGAUCAACGUAGAAAUAAAAAACGAGGAUUUAUCGUAUACUUUCUUUGAUGAUAACGUUAUAUUACACCCUCGAAAAGGCAGAAAGAAACUAGUAAAGAAAAUUAAAAAGGAUCCCACGUGGAAUUUAGAGGAAGGUACAACAACGAAAAAAGUGAGAAAAUCUACCAGGGAACCUAAGCUCAGAAUUAAGAGGGAGAAAAAGGAAGUAUCUCAGAAACUAACCCGGAAUCAGAAAGCCAACAUGUGGACGUGCAAGUUCUGUUUGGAUACGUUCGGUUCUCGAAAAGAUAUGUUCAAACAUAGAAAAGAACAUAUUGCAGAUGCCAAGGGAAGCAACGGGGAAGUAAACAAAUACACUUAUGAUUUAGAACACGAAAUAUAUAUUUGUAACAACUGUUCAGCCGAAUGUCAGGAUCUGGAAGAAAUCGAAAAACACGUAGAAACGCACGAGGAAAAAUUCAACUGCUACGUGUGCAAGGAAGACUUAUUCGGUCCAAUAAACUACUCAGUCCACGUGCAAAAGCAUCGGGACGACAAGCUUUAUCCCUGUCCCUGGUGCCAGUACGUGUCCCAGAAAAAGGAAGCUAUGCACGUCCACAUCAACCACUUGCAUCUACAGCUUUAUGACUUCCAAUGCACGAAAUGCGGCAAGUGUUUCAAUGACGCCCUCAGCUUCAAAGAGCACGAGAACGUUCAUUUGAACAUUAAACCUUUCGGGUGCGUCGUUUGCAGUAAACAUUUUUACUACUCCAGAUAUUUGUUUUCCCAUCAAACCCGAACGCAUACGGUCAGAGUGUACGAUCCAGAAUCAAAAACACAAUGUAACGUUUGCCAGAAAAUUUUCGCUCGGCUGGAUACAUUAGAAAAACAUUAUUCUUCCAAACAUUUGAAUGUUCGGACUGGUCCUUACGAAAAGAAACAUCUUUGCGAUGUUUGCGGACAGGGAUUCUCCAGACCCGAUAAAUUAAAAAUCCAUUAUAGAAAGCAUACCGGGGAAAAGCCUUACUCUUGCGUUUAUUGUAGUAAAAGUUUUAUAAAACGAGAUUAUUUGAUUAUGCACGAGCGGAUUCAUUCGGGCGAGAAACCUUACAGUUGUGAAAUAUGUGGAAAAUGUUUCAAUCAAGGUGCUCCGUUGAGAAUACAUAUCAGAAGUCAUACAGGGGAAAGACCUUAUAUAUGUCCGUACUGUGGGAGUGGGUGUGUAUCUCGUGGAGCUCUUAAUAGUCACAUUAAAAGUUGUGUCAAUACAACACAAACAUAGAUUUAGCAUCUCUGGGUUUAAUUUCUGGAAUCAAAAUGGGUUGAUGUUUGCUAAUCAUCACUGUGCUAAGUAAACUUUUUUUUUACAAAACACAAAAUUUCUUUUCAAUAAUAAAAUAAAUCUAAUUUAUUUAUCGUCUUAAAUUGUGAGUAGUGGAGAGGUCAUCUCCACUACUCACGAAAUAAGUCGAAGUGUUUAUUUUGAUUUUAAGGUUCCAGAUGUAUUUUACGUAAUAGUUAAAGAGGUACAAAGAAUGAAGAAAUAUACAAGGUGAUAUGCGAUAUUUCGAAGCUCUUUUCGUUUACCUUGAUAAUUUAAUUAUAUACCUAUUAUAGUUCUGUUGUAAGUACUCAUUUUGAAAUUAGUUUUUGGAUAGAAGUUAGUUAGUCAUUCCAGUUUUAAGUGUGAAAAUAAAUAUAGAGCGUUAUAUAUUUUCGAGUAGCCCAAAGCAAGGCAGAUCAUAUGAUUUAUAAAUGUACAGGGUGUUCUAUUUAAUCAUCUUCAAAAAUACUCUUUUCGUAAACUAACAAACUACGCUACUAAAUUCUACGUAAAAGAUCUACAAUAAACAGUUUUCACCUUCUCAAUACCUUUCGCAGUAAAGGAGAUACGGGGAUAUCCCAAAUUGCAAAAUUUUCAAAAAAACUUAGAGCAAAAGAGCAGUGUAGUUCAGAUAAAAAGAGGGCUAUGAAAAUUGAGUGUACUGCGUCUGUCAGUUGACAAAAAAGUGGGACAGGUUUGUGCAAACAGCAUUCUUCGAUCUUCACUAAUAACGGAGAUACAGUAUGAUUUCAAA